CAUCAGCGAAGUACAGUCAUUUUUCCGAACUACGACCGCUAUCGCACAAUAUUACGCAAAUCAGGCGUAUCUUUCCUUGUCGAUGCCCUUGAAGAACAAAUUAGCAAUGCAGCUCAAACUGGCGAACAUCCUCUCUCUUUCGGCUCUUGCGUCGAAUGUCCUCGGUGCAGUUCUGCCAGGUCACCCUCCCAAACAUGAACUCGACAAGCACGGCUGUUCGCUCGGUACAUGGGCAAUGCAGAAUUGCGGAUGGUUGGCAAUGGCAAGUAAUGCAAUGCCAGGGUACAGGCGAAUACAGCAUCGCUGCGGUCUGUCCGCCUCCUCAGACUUGUCAAUUUGGUGUCAAUAAUGUCCCUUACCGUCGAUUAUGGUGGGAAUCGACGUGGCUGGGAAGGGGUUUACAGGCACCACCAAUGCGACUAGGCUUACUGGGGGUGG
Molecule: messenger RNA, 438 nt
Organism: Truncatella angustata
Lineage: Eukaryota; Fungi; Ascomycota; Sordariomycetes; Amphisphaeriales; Sporocadaceae
Exons: 1
Coding region: 83-349 (88 amino acids)
Source: RefSeq, a predicted model, not a curated record